CUCGAAUUAUGCGGAAAAGCAAGUUUGAACAACCUCUGCAUUUCACUUCCUAGUGCAGGGUUUCAUUGCCGUUCACACACAGGCAGUCCGGGUGCGAGGCUGUGGCGGUGAUUUGAGUCCAGCUUUCGUCAGGACGCGUCUAACAGGUCACCUGAAGGGUGUCAGCGCUGGACUUUGGCCCGCAGCAAAAGAGAAGAGAGGAUGUACCUUCAUGGUGACUUACUGAGGAGGCCCUGAACUUUAUUUUCUCCUCUAUCGGAGGCAGCUACACCUCGCCUGUGCUAAGAGCGCAUAGCCUACCUGUGCGGACUUGCCCGCUGCCCGUUCAGAGGACUGCAGAGGAGGGAGUCGAGCCUAAGGAGACACACCUUACUUACCUUUUGUGGCUGCACGGCGCCCCUCGCCCCACCCAACCCCCUCUCCCUCACUCCCUCUCUCUCUCUCUGAAAGCGGAGGAAAAAUCGGUCGGAACACUGAAAUGUCGGCAAAUGAGAGAGCAACCCGAGCUCUGAGGGAGAUCCUGCAAAAUCCUGGAAAUGACACCUGUGCAGACUGCGGCGCACCGGAUCCUGGCUGGGGCUCCUGCACCCUGGGGGUGUUCAUCUGCCUGGCCUGCUCAGGGAUCCACCGCAACUUCCCCGACAUCAGCAAGGUCAAGUCCCUGAGCCUUUCCCGCUGGGAGGAUCACGAGAUGCAGUUCAUGGCAGAGAAUGGUAAUGAGCUGAUGAAGAGUAAAUAUGAGGCUGCUGUUCCAGUCUACUACUACAAACCAACCCACAAAGACUGUCAGGUGUUGAGGGAGCAGUGGAUACGAGCAAAGUACGAGAGGAAAGAGUUCUCUGAGCCGGGGAAGAAUUUUACAUAUGAGGAAGGAACUAGAGAUGGCAUGCUGAUGAAGAGAGGGCGGGACAACGGGCAGUUCCUGAGCAGGCGAUUCGUCCUCUCAGAGAGGGAGGGGACCCUGAAGUAUUUCACUAAAUAUGACGCUAAGGAGCCCAAAGCAGUGAUCAAGGUGGACACAAUCAAUGCCACCUUCCAGCCGGAGAAGAUAGGAAACCCCAACGGCCUGCAGAUCACCUACCUCAAAGACUACAGCACCCGCAACAUCUUCGUCUAUCAUGAAAACGGCAAGGAGAUCGUAGACUGGUUUAAUUCAAUUCGUGCAGUUCAGCUUCACUAUCUGAAGGUGGCCUUUCCUGGGGCGACAGAUGCUGAGCUGGUUCCCAAACUCACCCGCAACUUUCUAAAGGAAGGAUACAUGGAAAAGACAGGUCCCAGGCAAACAGAAGGCUUCAAGAAACGUUGGUUUACUCUGGACCACAGGCGACUCAUGUACUUCAAAGAUCCACUGGAUGCCUUUGCCAAAGGUGAAGUCUUCUUGGGGAACAAGGACCACGGUUACAAUGUCUCCCCCGGCUUGCCCGCUGGCACCCACUGCAAUGGCGCCUGGCAACACGGUAUCACCAUAGUAACACCUGACCGCUGUUUCCUGUUCACUUGCGAGAUGGAGAGUGAUCAGCAGGAGUGGAUCAAACACUUCACUGAUGUCAUGAAUGCUCCGAUGUCCCCUCAGGAGUACACAAUGGAGGCCAUGUUCAAGCACAGGCCCUGAUGGACCAGAGGCUUAUGGGACCAUCUCCUCUCCUCUCAGCCCUUCACCAAUCUGACACUGGACAUCUGCAUCUGCUUUCGAGAAACUUGACUGUCAUCGCUUACAUGGUCACACUGGAACUUGUUGCUGAGUCCUGAAGGUAAUGAGGUUAAGAAUGGAAACAAGAGGACCAAGGCAAUAUUCAUUGGCAAAUUGAAAAUAUAUGCGUUCAAAAGAAAUAGGGUUAAUGUACAGUGGUAAUCAUUUUUAUGUGAUUUUGUUUUGGUGACAGCUUUGGCAUUCAUUGCUGUGGUGUUUUUGCACUGCACUCAUUCUGGAUUUUAUUUAGCUCAUUUUUUAGUUGCUAACUGACACUCUUUGUCUGUUCAGGAUGUUGCCCAUGCUAAUUAACUAUGGAAACAUGAAAACAAAACACUUCUUGUGUGCCACUGGAUUGAUUUCCAGAUGAGAUUUUAGAGAAAUGUGUUGGAAAAGUGAGAAGUGCCUUGGUCCUCUUAUAUCAAGUAUUGUAUGUGAGUAUAAUGUGAUGAUUGGAUAAUAUUGAUAAAGCACACAAACAUCUUCUUUUUUUCUUUCUUUCUUUCUUUUUUUUUUAAUAAAAGCUACAUUAUUCAUUGUUGUUUAAUGGAAACUUUAUAACUACUCUCAUGACUAAAAACAUUUAUUGAGUAUUGCUGCCCGGGUAAUGGGCCGAUAAGUGCAGUAAGCUGCAUGUGCUGUUUCAGUUCAAAAAGUCAAAAUGUUUUUGUUUUUUCCUUUUAACUUCCAAGCAAACAAAUAUCUUCAGACACAAUAGAGUAUAGUUUACAUCACGACUUCAACAUGAGUGCAUCUGUUAAAGAUGAAAUACAAAAAAGGAGAUUAGUAGAGGGAUGAAGCUGAAAAACACUGCAUGACGGGCCAUGGUCUAAGAGCGCCUCCAUGUGGCUUACAGUACAUAAGUCUUUGUUAAAGCAAAUGAUUCCAUUAAUAAGUUAUUGUUUCCUUGUCUUUACAGAUAUCAAAACCAUCUCUGUCGGUAGAUUUUAGUUGUGUUUUAGUUUUGUUUCUCUUUUGUAUUUUUCGGUUAAAGUAGUCAGAUUUUGUGUUGAUUUUGUACAUUAUUUUAAAGGCAUUUCUAUGCUUGACCAUGGCUGACUGACAUAGCAUAUGAAAUUAUUGAUCAUCAGUAAUAAAUUCAUAUUUCUCCUGAA
This is a messenger RNA of Lates calcarifer (barramundi perch), 2805 nucleotides long. RefSeq lists its product as uncharacterized. Gene Ontology annotation, molecular function: GTPase activator activity; phosphatidylinositol bisphosphate binding. The transcript has 11 exons. The coding region runs from base 479 to 1612 and encodes 377 amino acids. Gene Ontology annotation, cellular component: intracellular membrane-bounded organelle; plasma membrane. Lineage: Eukaryota; Metazoa; Chordata; Actinopteri; Centropomidae. The record is from RefSeq and is a predicted model, not a curated record. Gene Ontology annotation, biological process: positive regulation of GTPase activity.